Messenger RNA from Lepisosteus oculatus (spotted gar), 1349 nucleotides. Lineage: Eukaryota; Metazoa; Chordata; Actinopteri; Semionotiformes; Lepisosteidae. The record is from RefSeq and is a predicted model, not a curated record.
UUUCUUUCAAGUGAGUUUUUGUUCGUUGAACAUCUCACAUCGGGAGGGACUGCGUUCACAAACUCUGUGCUGCAGGAGGGUGAUCUCAAAAUUUAAAGACAACAGAAAAAGAAGAAGUGGGCAAACUUUUACGAUGGCGUCCGUAGGAAUGCAAGUAAUGGGUGUGACGCUGGCUCUUGUUGGAUGGAUCGGAGUUGUAAUCAUCUGCGCUCUCCCCAUGUGGAGGGUGACAGCGUUCAUCGGCAACAACAUCGUGACGGCUCAGAUCUUCUGGGAAGGCAUAUGGAUGAGCUGUGUGGUGCAGAGCACCGGGCAGAUGCAGUGCAAGGUCUACGACUCCAUGCUGGCUCUCCCCACAGACCUCCAGGCAGCCCGAGCCCUUAUAGUGGUCGCCAUAGCGGUGGGCAUGAUAGGCAUCAUAUUGGCUUUUGUUGGUGGAAAGUGCACAAACUUUUUGAAAGACGCGGAAGCUAAAAGGAAAGCCUGUAUCGCGUCUGGUGCAGUUUUCAUAGCUACCGGAGUCCUCUGCUUGAUUCCUGUCUGCUGGUCUGCCAACGCCAUCAUCAGGGACUUCUACAACCCUCUGCUCACUGAUACCCAGAGAAGAGAGCUUGGCGCUUCCCUCUACAUUGGCUUUGGAGCCUCAGUUCUGCUGGUCCUUGGAGGGGGCCUGCUUUGUAGCACCUGUCCACACAAAGAAGAGAAAGCCUACUCUUUUAAAUAUUCUGCUCCAAGGUCUACAGCAUCAGCCAAAUCAUAUGUGUGAUACUCCACGUAAAAUAUAAAAAUACCCUUCCUGACUGCACAGCGGUACAGAGACCUCUAAUGGAUACAAGCCUUUUUUUGGAAGUCAGUAUUUUGGAAAUGUACCACUGUCUGUACCUUUCAUAUCUUUUCUUGUAAGAUUACGUACAAGCAUGGCUUGUAGAUAAGGUAUAGGCAAUUUUUAUUUUAUGUAGGUGUGCAUACUUUUACAUGCAUGUUCUUUGUGAUGUGUUGUAUUUAAAAAUAAAGAGUCUUUUGUAAAGUCACAUACUUUAUUGUUUGUGUGUGGUUGUGAAAUUGACCUUCUACCUUUAAUAUUGUUUAGAAUUUGUUAAUUAUAAUUUUGUUUUUAAUUUAGAUUAUAACCGCACAGAUACCAUUUUUGUCUCUGUAUAAAAUGAAGUUUGUAGCAAUGUGGAAUUUUCUGAAAGUUUUACUCUUUAUGUAUUAAAUACUGUGUCCUGAUGUGAAUACUCACCAAUAUCUGCUUUAUUCUUGGUUACUUUUUGUGACAAUUAUUGGAAUUGUACAUGUAAAUAAAUGACAGAAUUGUACUUUUUACAAUGAAUUAAUAAUGAACCUCU